UCUGGUUCCCCCUCUCGUUCUGGUUCCCCCUCUGGUUCCCCCUCUGGUUCCCCUUCUGGUUCCUCUUCUUCUGGUGCCGGUUCCCCCUCUGGUGCUGGUUCCCCCUCUGGUUCCCCCUCUGGUUCCCCCUCUGGUUCCUCUGGUGCUGGUUCCCCCUCUGGUUCCCCCUCUGGUGCCGGUUCCCCCUCUGGUGCCGGUUCCCCCUCUGGUUCCCCGUCUGGUGCCGGUUCCCCCUCUGGUGCCGGUUCCCCCUCUGGUUCCCCCUCUGGUUCCCCGUCUGGUGCUGGUUCCCCCUCUGGUUCCCCCUCUGGUGCCGGUUCCCCCUCUGGUUCCCCUUCUGGUUCCUCUUCUUCUGGUGCCGGUUCCCCCUUUGGUUCCUCUGGUGCCGGUUCCCCCUCUGGUUCUGGUUCCCCCUCUGGUUCCCCGUCUGGUGCCGGUUCCCCCUCUGGUUCC
Archocentrus centrarchus (flier cichlid) is the source of this 453-nucleotide messenger RNA. RefSeq names its product protein SPT2 homolog. The annotation marks the transcript as partial. The transcript has a single exon. The record is from RefSeq and is a predicted model, not a curated record. NCBI's taxonomy places the organism in Eukaryota, Metazoa, Chordata, Actinopteri, Cichliformes, Cichlidae.